Messenger RNA from Andrographis paniculata, 1098 nucleotides. RefSeq names its product PRA1 family protein G2. The record is from RefSeq and is a predicted model, not a curated record. NCBI's taxonomy places the organism in Eukaryota, Viridiplantae, Streptophyta, Magnoliopsida, Lamiales, Acanthaceae. Bases 195 to 818 code for a protein of 207 amino acids. Gene Ontology annotation, biological process: vesicle-mediated transport. The transcript has a single exon. Gene Ontology annotation, cellular component: endoplasmic reticulum; Golgi apparatus.
UCGGACCGCCAAUCAGGGCUCCCGACGGAGAACAGCCAUUGGUUCCUGAUAUUUCUCCGGUGCACCUCAACGCAGACGAUUACCGCCCCUCCGCCAACAUAUCUGAGGGGCAGCGAUUACGACGCCGAAGCCAAAGCCAUUGUCGGAGUUUGACCAAGUUCUCCGAAAGUCAAACUCACCCCCCAAUUCCCAAAAUGCCCCCGUCCUCCUCGUCUUCCUCCGCCGCCGCCGGCGCCGCCGCUGCGACGUACACCACGAUUCCGAUCACCGGAAUGGACGCCAUCUCCAGAUCCGGUCAGAACCUCUCCGCCUGCCUGUCCCGCUGCCGCCCCUGGCCGGAAUUCCUCGCCACCACCGCCGCCCUCGAUUUCCCCAAAUCCGUCGCGGAGGCAUCCCUCCGAUUCCGGCGGAACGCCGGCUACUUCUCGGUGAAUUACUCGAUAAUCAUCACGGCGUGCGCGGCGGCGGCCCUCCUGAGCUCGCCGGCGGCGCUGGUCCUGAUCGGGCUGGUGUUCUUCCUCUGGCUGAUCUUCUAUUUUUUCCGGGAAGAUCCGCUCCUGAUCUGGGGCCGCCACGUCAGCGAUUGGGCGGUGAUCGGCGGCCUAGUUGCGGUCACCGCCGGCGCCCUCUGGAUCACCGGCCCAUUGAACAGCCUCUCCGCUGGCGUGGCCGCCGGGUUUCUGAUCUCCGUCCUCCACGCCGUCUUGAGAAAUCCCGACGGCCUUUUCCUCGACGAGAACGACGCCGUUUCCAAUGGCUUGAUUGUGACCGCUCCGCCCUCUCGCGGCGGCGCACCGCCCUUCAAUCCGCCGUUGUAACCAGCACAUGAUGAAUCAUCAUCUCUUCAUUUCAUUUUUUCGAAUUUGAAUUUGAAUUUGCAUUUGAACUUUGAACUUUGUCUCAUUGGGCCAUGAAUUGAAUUCUUGCAGCUAGCAAUUGUAUGGUUGUGAUUUCGUUACGAACAAUAUUAGUUAGUCAUGUCCGAUUUUGAAUUCUUGAUGAUGGAUCUGAUCAAUUCUGAUGAGUGCUUUUUCUCUUUUCUUUUUCUUUUUUUUUUGGGUCUGCAAAUUCUGAGACCUGACAGCAAACGACCAUAUC